GAGAAUGAAACAUUCCUAAAUUCUUAUAAUUGAAAAGUAUACCUUCAUAAUGGCCUCAUAGCAAUAUCACCUAUUAUCAACUUCAUUGGACAUAGUGGCACUGUUAAAACAUUUCGUUGAUAUAGCAGUCAUCAAGAUUCAAACCUCUGUUUGGUCAUUGUACUCACAGACUUUGUGCUUUCACCCAACUUCCAUUGCGCAUUACCAAAAAGAAAAAAUCACCUAUUAUCUCAAUGUAGAAAAUUGUGCGAUCACAGUCAGGAAAGGCGGCUCCUGGAGACAUUCUUGUAGGUUCUCAAGUAUGGGUGAAAGAUCCUGAAGUGGCCUGGAUCGAUGGAGAAGUUCUGGAGAUCAAUGGUCAGCAGGUUGAAGUUCAGACGGUUAAUGGAAAGUUGGUGACUGUAAAUUUGUCAGACGUACACCCAAAGGAUUCUGAAGCAUUGCCAGGUGGAGUGGAUGAUAUGACAAAACUUGCUUAUUUGAAUGAGCCAGAAGUUCUACAAAAUUUGGCAUCUAGAUAUAAACUAGAUGAAAUCUAUACCUACGUUGGAAGCAUAUUGAUUGCCAUCAAUCCUUUUAAAAGACUUCCUCACUUGUAUGACAGUCAAAUGGUGGAAAAAUACAAAGGGGCAACAUUUGGAGAGUUAAGCCCUCAUGUGUUUUCUGUGGCACAUGCUGCAUACAGGCUGAUGAUCAAUGAGAAUAAAAGUCAGUCCAUUCUGGUGAGUGGAGAAAGUGGGGCAGGUAAAACAGAAUCCACCAAAAUGCUUAUGCGUUAUCUUGCUUAUGUGGGAGGUCGAGCAGCAACUGAAGGGAGAUCAGUAGAGCAGCAAGUGCUAGAAUCAAAUCCUGUUCUGGAAGCUUUUGGAAAUGCAAAAACUGUUGGGUGUAACAACUCCAGUCGUUUUGCUAAACUUGUUGAGCUACAAUUUGACAAAAAUGGAAGAAUAUCAGGAGCUGCUAUUAAAACAUACCUACUAGAAAGGUCUCGUGUUUGCCAAAUUUCAGAUCCUGAGAGAAACUAUCAUUGUUUCUAUCUUCUCUGUGCUGCACCCCAACAGGAAAUUGAAAAAUAUAAGUUGGGACAUCCAAGCUUGUUUCAUUAUUUGAACCAGUCAAACUGUUAUCAACUCGAUGGUGUUAAUGAAGCUGAAAAGUACCUUGCAACACGAAGAGCAAUGGGAGUUGUUGGAAUCAGUACUGAAGAACAAGAUGCAAUAUUUCGAGUUGUGGCAGCUAUUCUCCAUUUAGGUAAUGUGGAUUUUACUAAGGGGGAGGACAGCGAUUCUUCUAAGCCAAAAGAUGAGAACGCUAUGUUUCAUCUUAAGAUGGCAGCCGAAUUAUUCAUGUGUGAUGUUAAGGGUCUACAAGACUCUCUAUGUAAACGUGUCAUUGUGACUCGAGAUGAAAGCAUUACAAAAUCUCUUGAUCCAGUUGCUGCAGUUACCAGCCGAGAUGCAUUGGCAAAAACAGCAUACUCACGAUUAUUUGAUUGGCUGGUAAAUAAAAUAAAUAAUUUAAUUGGCCAGGACCCUAACUCAAAGACCCUAAUUGGAGUUCUUGACAUCUACGGUUUUGAAAGUCUUAAGAAUAAUAGUUUUGAACAGUUCUGUAUCAAUCUUGCAAACGAGAAGAUGCAACAGCACUUCAAUAAGCACGUCUUUAAGAUGGAACAGGAUGAAUACGCAAGAGAAGAAAUUGAUUGGAGCUACAUUGAAUUUGUUGACAAUCAAGAUGUUUUGGAUCUAAUUGAAAAUAAACCACGGGGAAUUUUUGCUCUUCUGGAUGAAGCCUGCAUGUUUCCAAGAUCAACUGAUCAUGAGACCUUUACAGAAAAGCUUUACCAAACUUUCAAGAGCAAUAAGCGGUUCAGAAUACCAAAACUUUCUCGCACUGACUUCACAAUUUGUCACUAUGCUGGUGAAGUUACGUAUCAGACUGAUUUGUUCCUUGAUAAGAACAAAGAUUAUGUUGUCACAGAGCAUCAAGAUCUAUUAAGCUCUUCAAAAUGUUCCUUUGUUGCGGGUCUCUUUCCUGCUCUAACUGAGGAAUCUUCAAAAUUAUUUUCCCCCAUUGGUACACGUUUUAAGCAACAACUGCAAUCUCUCCUUGAGACACUAAGCUCAACAGAACCUCAUUACAUACGAUGUGUGAAACCAAACAGUGUUCUAAAUCCAGGCAUUUUUGAGAACCAGAAUGUUCUACAACAACUACGUUGUGGGGGUGUCAUGGAGGCAAUCAGAAUCAGCUGUGUGGGAUACCCUACAAGGCGGACAUUUGAUGAAUUUCUUGACCGUUUUGGUAUUCUUGCUCCUGAAGCCUUGGAUGUAAAAUGUGAUGAGAAGACUGAAAUUAAAAAUUUACUGGAGAAAGUGAGUCUCCAAGGCUAUCAGAUAGGGAAAACAAAGAUUUUUCUGAAGGCUGGGCAAAUGGCAGAAUUGGAUGUUCGAAGAACUGAGGUAUUGGGUAAAGCAGCAAAAAUCAUCCAGCAAAAAUUUCGGUCACAUCUUGCUCGAAAAGAAUUUCAGUCUCAAACUAAAGCUUCAAUUAUUAUACAGACUGAAUGGCGUGCAUAUAGAGCUCGCACAUACUAUAAGAAGUUAAAGUUGGCUAUGGAGCAAGCUAAGACUGUCAUAGAGACUCUAGUUGUUGUUGUAGACACUGCAAAGAUCGAGAGUCUCACCAGUGAGAAUGAAAAGCUAAAGGCUUUGAUAAGUUCACUUGAGUCAGAAAUUGAGAAGCUCAAGAAUACAUUACAAAGGUUUGAAGCAAAACUUUUAUAUGCUGAAUCCGAGGAUAAAGUUAUUCGUCAGCAAACAUUGGUCAAGUCACCUAUAAGGGCCUCUUCGGAACACUUAAUCACAACAGUUACUCAGACUCUUGAAAAUGACUAUCAUGAGCUUGAGGAACCUGAUAAAAUUACUGUUGCGAGCGAGGUACGUAUCAUCAAGGAGCCUGCUGAAAUUGAGAAUAAGCCACCAAGGCCUCUUAAUGGCAUAGAGACCAAGCCACCAAGGCCACUUAAUGAUAUACAUCUUGAAAGCAUAGACACACUUAUCAAGUGUGUCUCUCAAGAUAUCGGCUUCAGCCAAGGCAGGCCUGUUGCAGCAUGCAUUAUUUACAAGACACUUUUUCAUUGGCGGUCAUUUGAAGCUGAAAGAACCACCAUGUUUGAUCGUAUUAUUCGGAUGAUUGGAUCAGCAAUUGAGAAUCAGGAAAACAAUGAUGUUCUGGCCUAUUGGUUGUCAAAUACAUCAACUUUGCUUUUCUUCUUACAACGUACACUGAAGGCAACUGGUGCAGCUGGAGUAGCUACCCAGAAGCGAAGAUCACCUUCUACUUUACUUGGAAGAAUGGCUCAAGGUGUUCGAUCCUCGCCAUCAGCACCAAGUGGAGACACUGAUGGAUUAGAUGCCGUGCACCAAGUGGAGGCAAAAUAUCCAGCUUUAUUAUUCAAGCAACAACUUACAGCUUCUGUGGAAAAGAUAUAUGGGACUUUCCGUGAUAAGCUGAAGAAGGACAUAUCUGCAUCGCUUGGCUUGUGUAUACAGGCUCCAAGGACAUCAAGGGCAGGUACAGUAAAGGCAUUUCGAUUGCAGGCAAAUGGAAGUGCACAAGAAGUAAUUCCCAAACACUGGCAAAGCAUUACCAAGUGCCUCACCAGUCUUCUUCAAACAAUGCGUGCAAAUAAUGUGCCAUCAGUUUUAGUCAAUAAAAUCUUCAGUCAAAUAUUUGCAUUCAUCAAUCUACAACUUUUCAACAGCCUUCUUCUACGUCGUGAAUGCUGCUCAUUCAGCAAUGGAGAGUAUGUUAAAGCAGGGUUAGCUGAUCUGGAGCUUUGGUGCUGUGAAGCAACAGAAGAGUAUGCUGGUUCAGCUUGGGAUAAACUCAUGCAUAUCAGACAAGCAGUGGGAUUUUUGGUUAUUCAUCAGAAACCAAAGAAAUCUCUGGAUGAAGUCACCCAUGAUCUUUGUCCGGUCUUGAGCAUACAACAAUUAUAUAGAAUCAGCACCAUGUAUUGGGAUGAUAAGAAUGGCACUCAGAGUCUGAAUGCAGAUGUUAUUGAAAACAUGAGAAUAUUGAUGACUGAAGAUUCAAAUAGCUCUCAAGGAAAACCUUUCUUAUUAUAUGAUGACUCAAGCAUACCAUUUUCUGUGGAGGACAUAUCAAAGUCAAUGCGAGAGAGAGAUUUAUCGGAUAUCAAUCCUCCUCCUCAGCUUCUUGAUAACUCAGCAUUUCAGUUUUUGUUAACAAAUACUGAAUAGUGUGGGAUGUUUCACUUUCUGAAUAUUUUUCGCUCCCUUGAUUGGUGUAAUUGUCAGUUCACCUGUGACGUCGGUUGUACUUUUAGCCUAUUCUUGUCUCAGAGCAGCCAGAUAUAGCUGUGAGGAGAAUGAUUCCCACCAAAAUCCUUACAUUCAAGAGUAUAAUUGUUAUAAACCAAACUAUUAUAAGCCAAACUAAUCUAUGUAACAGAUAUAAUUUAAUUAGAAAGUUCUACUUGGUGUUCAGUAUAACUGCCUUAAGACUAGUGAUGAAGCACAAUGAGCACGUUGCAAUUUUCGACUAGUGAUAA
Cryptomeria japonica (Japanese cedar) is the source of this 4576-nucleotide messenger RNA. Its product is annotated as myosin-17-like. Gene Ontology annotation, cellular component: myosin complex; actin cytoskeleton; vesicle. The coding region runs from base 462 to 4265 and encodes 1267 amino acids. Gene Ontology annotation, biological process: vesicle transport along actin filament; actin filament organization. The transcript has 36 exons. Gene Ontology annotation, molecular function: ATP binding; actin filament binding; microfilament motor activity. The record is from RefSeq and is a predicted model, not a curated record. NCBI's taxonomy places the organism in Eukaryota, Viridiplantae, Streptophyta, Pinopsida, Cupressales, Cupressaceae.